AGGAGGUGGACGAGAUGCGAGCGCGGCCGCGGCCCCGGCCGCUCUGGGCGACUGUGCUGGCGCUGGGGGCGCUGGCGGGCGUUGGCGUAGGAGGGCCCAACAUCUGUACCACGCGAGGUGUGAGCUCCUGCCAGCAGUGCCUGGCUGUGAGCCCCAUGUGUGCCUGGUGCUCUGAUGAGGCCCUGCCUCUGGGCUCACCUCGCUGUGACCUGAAGGAGAAUCUGCUGAAGGAUAACUGUGCCCCAGAAUCCAUCGAGUUCCCAGUGAGUGAGGCCCGAGUACUAGAGGACAGGCCCCUCAGCGACAAGGGCUCUGGAGACAGCUCCCAGGUCACUCAAGUCAGUCCCCAGAGGAUUGCACUCCGGCUCCGACCAGAUGAUUCGAAGAAUUUCUCCAUCCAAGUGCGGCAGGUGGAGGAUUACCCUGUGGACAUCUACUACUUGAUGGACCUGUCUUACUCCAUGAAGGACGAUCUGUGGAGCAUCCAGAACCUGGGUACCAAGCUGGCCACCCAGAUGCGAAAGCUCACCAGUAACCUGCGGAUUGGCUUCGGGGCGUUUGUGGACAAGCCUGUGUCACCAUACAUGUAUAUCUCCCCACCGGAGGCCCUCGAAAACCCCUGCUAUGAUAUGAAGACCACCUGCUUGCCCAUGUUUGGCUACAAACACGUGCUGACGCUAACUGACCAGGUGACCCGCUUCAAUGAGGAAGUGAAGAAGCAGAGUGUGUCACGGAACCGAGAUGCCCCAGAGGGUGGCUUUGAUGCCAUCAUGCAGGCUACAGUCUGUGAUGAAAAGAUUGGCUGGAGGAAUGAUGCAUCCCACUUGCUGGUGUUUACCACUGAUGCCAAGACUCACAUAGCACUGGACGGAAGGCUGGCAGGCAUUGUCCAGCCCAAUGAUGGGCAGUGUCAUGUUGGUAGUGACAAUCACUACUCUGCCUCCACUACCAUGGAUUAUCCCUCUUUGGGGCUGAUGACUGAGAAGCUAUCCCAGAAAAACAUCAAUUUGAUCUUUGCAGUGACGGAAAAUGUAGUCAGUCUCUAUCAGAACUAUAGUGAGCUCAUCCCAGGGACCACAGUCGGGGUUCUGUCCAUGGAUUCCAGCAAUGUCCUCCAGCUCAUUGUUGAUGCUUAUGGGAAAAUCCGCUCUAAAGUCGAGCUGGAAGUGCGUGACCUCCCUGAAGAGUUGUCUCUAUCCUUCAACGCCACCUGCCUCAACAAUGAGGUCAUCCCUGGCCUCAAGUCUUGUAUGGGACUCAAGAUCGGAGACACGGUGAGCUUCAGCAUUGAGGCCAAGGUGCGAGGCUGUCCCCAGGAGAAGGAGAAGUCCUUUUCUAUCAAGCCCGUGGGCUUCAAGGACAGCCUGAUUGUCCAGGUCACCUUUGAUUGCGACUGUGCCUGCCAGGCCCAAGCUGAACCUAAUAGCCAUCGCUGCAACAAUGGCAAUGGGACCUUUGAGUGUGGGGUAUGCCGUUGUGGGCCUGGCUGGCUGGGAUCCCAGUGUGAGUGCUCAGAGGAGGACUAUCGCCCUUCCCAGCAGGAUGAGUGCAGCCCCCGGGAGGGUCAGCCCGUCUGCAGCCAGCGGGGCGAGUGCCUCUGUGGUCAAUGUGUCUGCCACAGCAGUGACUUUGGCAAGAUCACGGGCAAGUACUGUGAGUGUGAUGACUUCUCCUGUGUCCGCUACAAGGGGGAGAUGUGCUCAGGCCAUGGCCAGUGCAGCUGUGGGGACUGCCUGUGUGACUCCGACUGGACCGGCUACUACUGCAACUGUACCACGCGUACUGACACCUGCAUGUCUAGCAAUGGGCUGCUGUGCAGCGGCCGCGGCAAGUGUGAAUGUGGCAGCUGUGUCUGUAUCCAGCCGGGCUCCUAUGGGGACACCUGUGAGAAGUGCCCCACCUGCCCAGAUGCCUGCACCUUUAAGAAAGAAUGUGUGGAGUGUAAGAAGUUUGACCGGGGAGCCCUACAUGAUGAAAAUACCUGCAACCGUUACUGCCGUGACGAGAUCGAGUCAGUGAAAGAGCUUAAGGACACUGGCAAGGAUGCAGUGAAUUGUACCUAUAAGAAUGAGGAUGACUGUGUUGUCAGAUUCCAGUACUAUGAAGAUUCUAGUGGAAAGUCCAUCCUGUAUGUGGUAGAAGAGCCAGAGUGUCCCAAGGGCCCUGACAUCCUGGUGGUCCUGCUCUCAGUGAUGGGGGCCAUUCUGCUCAUCGGCCUUGCCGCUCUGCUCAUCUGGAAGCUCCUCAUCACCAUCCAUGACCGAAAAGAGUUUGCUAAAUUUGAGGAAGAACGCGCCAGAGCAAAAUGGGACACAGCCAACAACCCACUGUAUAAAGAGGCCACGUCUACCUUCACCAAUAUCACGUACCGGGGCACUUAAUGAUAAGCAGUCAUCCUCAGAUCAUUAUCAGCCUGUGCCACGAUUGCAGGAGUCUCUGCCAUCAUGUUUACAGAGGACAGUAUUUGUGGGGAGGGAUUUGGGGCUCAGAGUGGGGUGGGUUGGGAGAAUGUCAGUAUGUGGAAGUGUGGGUCUGUGUGUGUGUGUGUGUGGGUCUGUGUGUUUAUGUGUGCGUGUUGUGUGUGGGAGUGUGUAAUUUAAAAUUGUGAUGUGUCCUGAUAAGCUGAGCUCCUUAGCCUUUAUCCCAGAAUGCCUCCUGCAGGGAUUCUUCCUGCUUAGCUUGAGGGUGACUAUGGAGCUGAGCAGGUGUUCUUCAUUACCUCAGUGAGAAGCCAGCUUUCCUCAUCAGGCCAUUGUCCCUGAAGAGAAGGGCAGGGCUGAGGCCUCUCAUUCCAGAGGAAGGGACGCCAAGCCUUGGCUUUACCCUGAGUUCGUAAGUUUAUGGUUCUCGGGCCUGACUCUCAGCAGCUAUGGUGGGAACUGCUGGGCUUGGCAGCCUGGGUCAUCUGUACCUCUGCCUCCUUUCCCCUCCCUCAGGCCGAAGGAGGAGUCAAGGAGAGCUGAUCAGAGCUGCCUGUGCCUUUUGCCAUCCCCUCAACCCAGCUAUGGUUCUCUCGCAAGGGAAGUCCUCGCAAGCUAAUUCUUUGACCUGUUGGGAGUGAGGAUGUCUGGGCCACUCAGGGGUCAUUCAUGGCCUGGGGGAUGUACCAGCAUCUCCCAGUUCACAAUCACAACCCUUCAGAUUUGCCUUAUUGGCAGCUCUACUCUGGAGGUUUGUUUAGAAGAAGUGUGUCACCCUUAGGCCAGCACCAUCUCUUUACCUCCUAAUUCCACACCCUCACUGCUGUAGACAUUUGCUAUGAGCUGGGGAUGUCUCUCAUGACCAAAUGCUUUUCCUCAAAGGGAGAGAGUGCUAUUGUAGAGCCAGAGGUCUGGCCCUACGCUUCCGGCCUCCUGUCCCUCAUCCAUAGCACCUCCACAUACCCAGCCCUGUGCCUUGGUGUGCUGUAUCCAUCCAUGGGGCUGAUUGUAUUUACCUUCUACCUCUUGGCUGCCUUGUGAAGGAAUUAUUCCCGUGAGUUGGCUGGGAAUAAGUGCCAGGAUGGAAUGAUGGGUCAGUUGUAUCAGCAUGUGUGGCCUGUUCUUCUAUGGGUUGGACAACCUCAUUUUAACUCAGUCUUUAAUCUGAGAGGCCACAGUGCAAUUUUAUUUUAUUUUUCUCAUGAUGAGGUUUUCUUAACUUAAAAUAACAUGUAUAUAUACAUGCUUGCAUUAUAUUUGUAAAUUUAUGUGAUGGCAAAGAAGGAGAGCAUAGGAAACCACACAGACUUGGGCAGGGUACAGACACUCCCACUUGGCAUCAUUCACAGCAAGUCACUGGCCAGUGGCUGGAUCUGUGAGGGGCUCUCUCAUGAUGGAAGGCUAUGGGGAUAGAUGUAUGGACACAUUGGACCUUUCCUGAGGAAGAGGGACUGUUCUUUUGUCCCAGAAAAGCAGUGGCUCCAUUGGUGUUGACAUACAUCCAACAUUAAAAGCCACCCCCAAAUGCCCAAGAGAAAAAGAAAGACUUAUCAACAGUUGUUCCAUGAGCAGAAAACUGGAGUUCUGGCCUCAGUGUUACAGCUAAAUAAUCUUUAACUCUAAUUAAGGCAAGUCACUUUCUUCUUCUUAAGGCUGUUUUCUAGUUUGAGAAAUGAUGGAUUUUUAGCAGCCAGUCUUGAAGGUCUCUUUCAGUAUCAACAUUCUAAGAUGCUGGGACCUACUGUGGCAUCAAAUGUGCGGUUAAGAUUCUGUGGGAUAUUGAUACUGUUUGUGUUUUUAGUUGGGAGAUCAGAGAGACCUGGCUUUGGCAAGAGCAGAUGUCAUUCCCUAUCAUCUUUCUCAAUGAAAGUCUCAUUCUAUCCUCUCUCCAAACCCCUUUUCCAACAUUUGUUAAUAGUUACAUCUCUCCCGAUGUAGCACUUAAGCUUCAUUUAGUUAUUAUUUCUUUAUUCACUUUGCACACAUUUGCAUCCACAUAUUAGGGAAGAGGAAUCCAUAAGGAGCUGAAAUAUCUAUUCUGUAUUAUUGUGUUAACAUUGAGAAUAAGCCUUGGAAUUAGAUAUGAGGCAAUGACUGAGCCCUGUCUCACCCAUGGAUUACUCCUUACUGUAGGGAAUGGGAAUAUGGUAGAGGGAUAAAUAGGGGACGGGGAGGGAUAGUCAUGGAUCCAAGAAGUCUUUAGAAAUAGUGGCAGGGAACAGGUGUGGUGGCUCACGCCUGUAAUUAUAAUCUUCAGUUACUAAGACACAGUCCAUGAGAGUGUUAACAGGACAUUUUCUUUAGAUAAGAUGUUUUAUAUGAAGAAACUGUAUCAAAGGGGGAAGAAAAUGUAUUUAACGGGUGAAUCAAAUCAGGAAUCUUGUCUGAGCUACUGGAAUAAAGUUCACAGGUCUUGAAGACCAAUACUAUUUGUCAAUAUGUGGGGAUAACCUGUAGCUGCAUUCAUGAGGUAGCAAAUAGCAGUUUUGGCCUGUGGGGUGAACAGCUAAACAGUGUUCUGGCAUCAGAUAACACGGCACAAAGGGAUUGUGUCUUGCUCUUUUGGAGAAAACUUAUGUCCAGUCUCAGGAUCUGUGGACAAUAAUGGGAAACUUUGAAUAUUCCUCACAAGUUGCCAUAUUAGAAGUGGUUCUUUACUUCUCUGAUAAUCCCAGGUCAUUCAUUAUUUUUAUUCUUUAUUUUUAAUUUGAAAUGAAGCCUCA
Molecule: messenger RNA, 5143 nt
Organism: Nomascus leucogenys (northern white-cheeked gibbon)
Lineage: Eukaryota; Metazoa; Chordata; Mammalia; Primates; Hylobatidae
Source: RefSeq, a predicted model, not a curated record